This is a messenger RNA of Prorocentrum cordatum, 846 nucleotides long. The record is from the annotation of a GenBank genome assembly. NCBI's taxonomy places the organism in Eukaryota, Dinophyceae, Prorocentrales, Prorocentraceae.
AUGACCGCCUCGCCGGUGUUGCUGGCGGUGCAAACGCUGUGGCCUAUUGUAUUGUGCUUGGAGAUGGUCCACGGGGCCUGGCUGCGGGCUGCGUGGUGUUCGCCCUCGCACAGGCUGGCUGUCGACGCAGGGGAGCUUCACGACUGGCUCCUGGGCUGCCUCUUCGUCGGCGCCUGCCUCGCGGUGGCCUCGAUGGUGCUCGGGUCUCUGCGGUGUCUCAGGGUCUUCCCCAGGACGGCCGAGCAGCACAGGCGGUACCUCUUCACCCGGUCGCUCCAGCACGUCGUGAACCGUUGGUUAAUUUGCUACGCCCUCCAGGUGCUGCUCGUAGGCUACGCACUCUGGAUCCAGUCGAGCCGGUGGGGCGCGGCCUCGGACGCCUCGGAGUCAGAGCCCACGAGCCACGCGCAGUGGGUGCGCGCCCUCUGCUACCACUACGCGAGCGGCUCGGGCGCGAGCCCAGCGACGUGCUCGGACUGCCAGGGCGACCUUCUGGGCGCGCCUGGGCUGGCGUGGUACGAGACCGGGGCGAAUUCCCUGUACCUCAACACCACCUGGGCCCGCGAGCACGCCAGCUGGGCCUGGUCGCCACCUGCCGGCGCCCCGCCGGCGGGCGCCGGCGUGCCGUAUCCCGGCUGGCCGCCCGGAUCCGGCCGCUUCGCGUAUGCGGCCGCCUCCCUGGGGGUCUCGGGCAUCGUCCUGGUCAGCGCCGGGGCGCUCCUCUGGCGCAACGCCCUGCUGAAGCUGGUGUUCACGGCAGUGGGGCCGCUCUGCUAUUUUUUCCUCGUGGGACACGUGGCGCGCUGGAAGAUAUUCGGGCCGAUCACCUCGCAGGUGCUCGUCUAG